Hydatigera taeniaeformis is the source of this 945-nucleotide messenger RNA. Lineage: Eukaryota; Metazoa; Platyhelminthes; Cestoda; Cyclophyllidea; Taeniidae. The record is from the annotation of a GenBank genome assembly.
UUUAAAGUGCGUCAACAGGAACUUGUCAAGCAAAACAAGGAGAUCCAACAAAACAACGAUCAGCUGAAAGCUGACAUUGAGCGUUUAGAAAAAAACAUUUAUCGCGAAAUGCAACAAACUGAGCAACUGUCAAAAGCCAAUGAACUUGUGGAGCAGCGUAUCCAGUCGUUAAACAAAAGUCUUGCUGAGAUAGACAAAGCUGGAGAGAAGAUGAGAACUGAGAAGAAUGCCCUUUUGGAGGAGUAUCGCGACCGCAUCAACAGCUACGAGAAUUGCAUCCAGAAAAAUGCAAUUCUGAGAAAUUUUGUUGAAAAUUGGCGAUGCCAAGUCAAGCGUAAUAAGGAGCUGGUCACAUUUCCAGCGGUAAUUGUAAACCUAGCUACAUCUUUGGAAAACUUCUACUCAUGCAACAUCACUGGACAGUUGGAAGGUCUUGUCAGCAACCGAGAAGCUCAGGGCGAUAUUCUGGCGGAUGAUUUUGAUCCCAAAGUUGCAAAUAAUCAUACUCAAGCGUCACCAGCUGCAAGAGCGUGUUGUCGGUACUUGAUGAACGCCACAAGGCAUAGAAGACGACGAACCGUCAAGUUGACGAACGUCAACGCCGGGAAGCAAACCAUCACCAAUGCAGUUGAGUCUAUCAAGGAGCCCACAGACGUCGCUGCCGUGCUUGAGACUAAUGACAACCAGACCAAUGCCCAGCCUCCAGUCACCACGCAGCCGAACGACCAAGACCCCGUACGAAUGAUGGUUAUUGCGUUACCCGGACCCGGGUACACUGUUGCGAAGAGCGGGAGUUGUCCACCACUUGACGUCGUCAAUGAUAUUGAGGCAUUGGAUACGGUUUCAACAGUGACAGACAACAGUGACUCAGUAUGGAUGGACGAGAGGAAUCGCGAUUUGCGGCUAAAUUCCACUGAGAGUGGGGAUGAAACGUCCGGAAUUUAA